AUGGAUCCUCCCUUGUUCUUGGACUUGAAAGCUUUGGAAAAUAUCAAAAAUGGUGAUGAUGUUUGGUCUGCGGUCACUGAGCUGGAUUUUCCGGUAUGGGAAACCAUCCCCGAAUCUGGUUUUAGACGUGUUGUUGGUUCUUGCAAUGGCUUGGUUUUACCAAACCCUCUUCUAGUCACAGGGCUUAAAGAUAGCUACAAAAAAUUUAAUGGAUUUGGGUAUGAUUCUGCGACUGACGACUACAAGGUGAUACGGGGGUUCGCCUAUGAUGCAAAUGGUGCUAAGAAAUUCAUGAUUCAAAUAUUUGCACUGAAAACAGGUUCAUGGAGGACUGUCAAAGAUAUUGAUUAUGUUGACCUGACAAAGAUGCAGGGAUUGUUUUUAAACGGAGCUUUGCAUUGGUUAGGGGAUCUACCUGAACCCGAUGGGGACACAAGAAUUUUGUCCUUUGAUUUAGGGGCAGAGAAAUUUCAGGAGACGAUUCAAUUACCCUAUGCUGACCGGUUUACUCAUCUCUUGAUUCAUAGAAAUUGUCUCUGCGCAUGCAGUUGCCCAACUGAAUCGAUCAAUAUAUGGAUGAUGAAAGAAUAUGGAGUUAAGGAAUCCUGGACUGAAAUAGUACAAUUUUCUCUGGAGAAUUAUGUACUGAAUUGUGUACUGGAUCCUGAUGAAUUUAAUCUCCUUGUCAGGCCUGUGUGCAUUUUGGAGAAUGGUGUAUUUUUGAUUGACAGGAUGGGUGGUCGCAAACCCGGUAAUGUUGAACGUGUCGUGGUAUUUUCUAAUCUACAGGAGAAGACAUUCGAGCAUUUUGUUAAGGUCACGCAGGACUCGGACUUUACAACAUUCAUUUACCAAGAGACAUUAGUUUCACCAGAUAUCCCCACAAACAAGACCAAUAUUGUGAGUCUUCUUUACCCAUUGUCAUUACAAUUUUAG
Messenger RNA from Fragaria vesca subsp. vesca, 936 nucleotides. RefSeq names its product F-box protein At3g07870-like. NCBI's taxonomy places the organism in Eukaryota, Viridiplantae, Streptophyta, Magnoliopsida, Rosales, Rosaceae. The record is from RefSeq and is a predicted model, not a curated record. The transcript is spliced from 2 exons. The coding region runs from base 1 to 936 and encodes 311 amino acids.